UAGGACCCGGAGUCCCCGGCCCCACACACAACUCUGCCGGGUUGGAGCGGGGCGAGGCGGAGCCCCAGGCUGCUUUGCUGGCUUUGCUCAGUUCGCCGGCUUCCACGCUGCUUCCUCUCCACUUCCUCCGCCUUUCCCUUCCCUCUGGGCCCCACCUCCCCCCAACCCCGCCCCGGCUCUGCUGCCCCGGCCCCAGCAGGAAGCGGCUCUUUCUGCUCUUUCGUCUGGUCCCUCCCCAGCCGGCCUGCGCCCCUGCAUCCCAGGUCCUGGGCGCCUCUGCUCCGGUCCCCUAUUGGCUGCCCCCAUGGCAGCCACUGCUUCCCAGAAUCCUGCCCAUGGACUCUUUGAGAACUUUCUGCAGGCCCAGCUGUGCAAGGAUGUGCUCAGCAGUUUCCAAGACCUCUGUAUGUGUCUGGGCCUGGAGCCUGGUGGGAGGCUGUCCUUGUAUCACAAGCUCAAGGCUGAGCUCAACUACUGGAAUGCUAAGAGCCUGUGGGCCAAGCUGGAUAAGCGGGCCUCCCAUCCUGUUUAUGAGCAGGGGAAGGCCUGUGCCAACACUCAGUGCCUGGUGGUAGGAGCAGGGCCCUGUGGACUUCGAACAGCUGUGGAGCUGGCCCUGCUGGGGGCCCGAGUGGUACUUGUGGAGAAGCGUACCAAGUUCUCCCGCCACAACGUACUCCACCUCUGGCCCUUUACUAUCCAAGACCUGAGGGGGCUUGGUGCCAAGAAGUUCUAUGGGCGCUUCUGCACGGGCACCCUGGACCACAUCAGUAUUCGUCAGCUUCAGCUGCUCCUCCUGAAGGUGGCAUUACUUCUAGGAGUGGAGAUUCAUUGGGGGGUCACCUUCACAGGCCUCCUGCCCCCAUCUCACAAGGGGAUUGGCUGGAGAGCACAGCUCCAGCCCAGCCCCCCUGACCAACUGGCCCAGUAUGAAUUUGAUGUUCUCAUCUCUGCUGCUGGCAGUAAAUUCAUUCCUGAGGGUUUCUCAGUCAGAGAAAUGAGAGGCAAACUGGCCAUUGGCAUCACGGCCAACUUUGUGAAUGGACGCACAGUGGCUGAAACCCAGGUGCCAGAGAUCAGCGGUGUGGCUAGAAUCUACAAUCAGAGCUUCUUCCAGAACCUGUUCAAAGCCACAGGCAUUGAUCUGGAAAACAUUGUUUACUACAAGGAUGACACCCAUUACUUCGUGAUGACUGCCAAGAAACAGAGUCUCCUUCGUCUGGGAGUGCUUCGUCAGGACUUUGCAGACACAGAUCAGCUUCUGGGCCGGGACAACAUAGUACCGGAGGCCCUACACCGCUUUGCCCGUGCUGCUGCUGACUUUGCCACCCAUGGCAAGCUAGGCAACCCAGAGUUUGCCUGUGACGCUCGUGGCCGGCCCGAUGUUGCCGCCUUCGACUUCACAAGCAUGACAAGAGCGGAGAGCGCUGCACGGGUGCAAGAGAAGCAUGGGUCCCGAGUGCUGCUGGAGCUAGUGGGAGACUGUCUGGUGGAGCCCUUUUGGCCGUUGGGCACUGGGGUGGCCCGUGGCUUCUUAGCAGCCUUUGACGCAGCCUGGAUGGUGAAGCAGUGGGCAGGGGGUACUCAGCCCCUCGAAGUUCUGGCGCAGAGGGAGAGCCUGUACCAGCUCUUAUCACAGACCUCCCCUGAAAACAUGCAUCGCAACAUAGCCCAGUAUACCCUAGACCCGGCUUCUCGAUAUCCCAACCUGAAUCUCCGCUCUGUGACUCCCCAACAGGUCCGAGAUCUUUAUGAUACAGAGGGCAAGCAGCUAGAGCGGAGGAGGAGUGACAAGACAGAUUCGACAAAGCUGCCUGCUGCUGGACAGGCAGGCACCCAGGAGGAGCUGCUUCUCUGGUGCCAGAAGCAGACAGCUGGAUACCCAGGUGUUCAGGUCACAGACUUCUCGUCCUCUUGGGCUGAUGGGCGGGCACUUUGUGCUUUGGUGCACCGGCUCCGACCCAGUUUGCUUGACUUCUCUACCCUGCAAGGGGCUGGAGCUCUAGAGACCACAGCCUUGGCAGUCAAGCUGGCCGAACAAGAGUUGGGCAUCGCACCGGUGAUCUCUCCACAAGUGCUGGUGGCUGGAAGUAAUCCACUGGGUCUCAUUGCCUACCUCACCCAUUUCUACAGUGCCUUUGGAAGGACUCCUCAUAGCCCAGGUCCCGUUUGUCCCCUCUCUUCCGGGACUGCCAGUGCUGUCCUGUUCCUGAGCAAGCUGCAGAGGACACUGCAGAGGAACCAUUCCCAGGAGAAUGGAGAGGACAGCGGUGGCAAGAAGCCUCGGAUAGAGUCCGAGGCCAAGAUGCCAAGUCCCACUGAACCCACCCUCCUGCAGCCAAUAACUCCACUGAAUCCUCUGCCAGCAGACCAAGAGGCGGAGGCUAGUGACUUGUGCUCCUUGUGUGGGGAGCGUCUCUACAUCCUGGAGCGAAUCUGUGCGGAUGGCCGCUUCUUCCACCGGAGCUGCUUCCACUGCCACAGCUGUGAGGCCCCUCUGUGGCCAGAAGGUUACCGGCAGCACCCUGAAGAUGGCCACUUCUACUGCCUCCUACAUUUCCCUCAGUCUGACAGCAUAAAUGUCUGUGAUGAUCAGGCCCCCAAAGAACAGGAACCUCCUGGUAAGAAUGAAGAAAAAGAAGGCACGGCAGUGUCCCCCGUGGCACCCACGACUCCCCAGGAGAUGGAAGGUCCUCCUAAGAAGCCUUCAAGAAAACUGAUCAGACUCUCCAGCCCUGAACGCCAGUGGCUGUCGUCACUUAACCUUAACCAGGAUGCUGAGGUGGAAGGACCCCCCAAACCUCCUCGAAGUUGUUCUGUCUUGGCACGUCAGGCCCUAGAGGGCAGCUUUGCAGGUUGGGGAGCGCCUGUCCAGAGGUUACCACAAACCUUGCUUUCUCCCUCAUCAGAACUCCUUAGCACAGUUGCUUCAAAUAUGGAGGAGGAGGAAGAUGAGGGUGCCUCCUCCAGUGAGGAAGAAGAAGGAGAGGAAGAAGACCUGGUUUUAACCUUCUCUGUAGAACAGACCCUACUGAACAUUGCCAAGAAUUCGGGCACCAUGGAGAAGUACCCAACAUGGCGGCGGACAUUGCUGCGCAGAGCCAAAGAGGAAGAGAUGAAAAGAUUCUGCAAGGCCCAGGCCAUUCAGCGACGUCUUAAUGAGAUUGAAGCUACACUUCGAGAAUUCGAGGCAGAGGGCAAGAGGCUGGAGUUAUCUUUGAGGAGCCAAAGCAGCUCUCCAGAACAGGAGAAGAAACUGUGGGUAGAAAAACUGCUUGACCUCGUUCAAAAGAAGAACAGUUUGGUGGCAGAGGAAGCUGAUCUCAUGAUCACGGUCCAGGAGUUGGGCCUAGAAGAGAAGCAAUGGCAGCUGGACCAGGAGCUGAGAAGCUACAUGGACAGGGAAGAGGCCCUGAAGACAGCCACAGAGAAGCAGGCUGAAGAACAAAUGUUGAAGCAGCUACUAGACGUGGUGAAACAGAGAGACGCCCUGAUCCGCUUCCGUGAGGAGUGUCGGCUCAGUGAGCUAGCACAGGGGGCUGGGGACCAAGGAUGAGGGGGUCCCUGCUGUUGCUGCUUUCACUGCCAAACUUCCCCAAGGUACUACCUGGGCUCCUCCGUGCAGCUUAGCUGGGCCCUGGCUCUGGAUUCCACGGGCGUUCUUGGCCAUGUUCAACUGGGCCCCUGGGAGACCCGCCACAUGCCAGCAAUAAA
Dromiciops gliroides (monito del monte) is the source of this 3714-nucleotide messenger RNA. RefSeq names its product microtubule associated monooxygenase, calponin and LIM domain containing 1 (gene MICAL1). Bases 305 to 3556 code for a protein of 1083 amino acids. Gene Ontology annotation, molecular function: FAD binding; protein binding. NCBI's taxonomy places the organism in Eukaryota, Metazoa, Chordata, Mammalia, Microbiotheria, Microbiotheriidae. The transcript has 25 exons. The record is from RefSeq and is a predicted model, not a curated record.